Saccharomycopsis crataegensis is the source of this 2025-nucleotide messenger RNA. RefSeq lists its product as uncharacterized. The coding region runs from base 1 to 2025 and encodes 674 amino acids. Gene Ontology annotation, cellular component: membrane. Gene Ontology annotation, biological process: amino acid transmembrane transport. Gene Ontology annotation, molecular function: amino acid transmembrane transporter activity. Lineage: Eukaryota; Fungi; Ascomycota; Saccharomycetes; Ascoideales; Saccharomycopsidaceae. The transcript has a single exon. The record is from RefSeq and is a predicted model, not a curated record.
AUGAGCUCAAAUAAACAUGAACGGUCAAAUAGCAUCGAGAGCAGUUAUUCGAAUGAAACGUUGGCCCAGAAUGUGGAAGCAGGGUAUUCUCCCAAGAAAGAAAUCUCUAAUGAUCAAUCGCUACCCCAUUUAGAUACAGAAACCAUAGGCUCAUUUGAAGAUAUUCAUAAUGAUGACAAACAAGAAUUCUCACCAAUAGCUUACACCAUAAACAGCAGCUUUCGGACAGAUCAUAGUUCCCCCAACCGAAAGACUAUCAAUAACCAUCGAACCAUUUACAUGGAGCGAACUCCAAUCAUCACCCCGGGGGUGAUGUCGAUACCGGCGUUUGCUCCCAAUAAGAAGUAUCAGAUUACUACAAGCCGUCUGCUGGAAAUGAUGUCCCCAUUCAAUAAUGUUAAUCUCACCUCACCAGUGGAAACCAGUACCCCUGAGCAUCUAAGUCGAUGCUUGAAAGCUCAUAAUAUUGCAGCGAUCACAUUAUGUUCGGUAUUCGGGACAGGGUUAUUAAUCAAUACUGCCACGACAUUGGCGGAAUGUGGGCCAUUCCCAUUACUCAUAGCAUUUUCAGUCAUGCUGUUGUUAAGUUAUCAAGUGGUCAGUGCUUUAUGCGAGUUGUGUACUUACAUCCCUUUACCCAAUGCCUACUCUGGCUACACCGAAAGAUUCGUCGAUCCGGCUUUAGGAUACGCGCUUGGAUACUUUUACUUAUUUCAAUACUUGAUUAUUGGACCAAACCAAAUAUUUGCUGGAGCGUUAACGGUCCAGUAUUGGAUACCGAUAAAUAAAGUGAAUCCUGCAGUAUGGAUAACAAUAUUCAUUGUGGUGUUGACACUAUUGAAUUAUAUUGACGUGGGGAAAAUCGCCAUGACCGCCGAUUUGUUCGUUUUAGCCAAAAUGAUCGCGUACUUCUUCAUGAUCACUUUACUUUUGGUGAUCAUUUGUGGUGUCAAUAGCAAAAACGACGUGAUUGGUUUCAAGUACUGGAAAAAUCCUGGGGCGGUCAAUCAAUCAUACUAUCCUAAGAUCUCCAACAGUGGCAAUGGCAUCGUGGCAAUCAUUUCCGCGAUCACCGGGAGUAUUUUCCCAUUUGUUGGUAUCGAAAGUUUUUGCGUCACCGUCAGCGAAGCUCGUUAUCCACGGAAAACCAUUCCAAAAGCUAAAAGACUUCUCUAUAUCUCUUUGUCGGCGUUUUAUAUCGUGAUUGCAUUUUUGAUCGGGUUGGCAGUGGCCUAUAACGAUGCAAACUUCCCUCGGGUUAUUGCCAACCAAGACAAAACCACUGCUGCGUCGUCGCCGGUAAUUUUGGCGGUGCAAAAUGCCGGACUCAAGAUCAUCCCCUCGGUGUUGAACGGGGUGAUUUUCAUUUUCGUGUUAUCGGCUGCCAAUAGCAGUUUCUAUAUCAGUACCAGGAUUCUUUAUGGAUUAUCAGCCUCUGGUUUGGCUCCGGUGGUUUUCAGCAAAACUACCAGUCGUGGGAUCCCGGUAUAUUCCAUUGGAUUGAUUGUCGGCUUCAAUUUCCUUGCUUAUCUUGGGGUGUCGGAGCCCACAAGGAAAUUGUUCGAAUUAUUUAGUAAUUCAGUGUGUGGAUUCACCAUGAUUUUAUGGAUGUGUAUCUUGUUGACCCAUAUUUGUUUUUUAAGGGCAAUGAAAGUCCAGAAUGUCCAAACAAAUCGAACCACUUAUAAGGCCCGGGGAGGAAUAAUUCCCUCGUUCAUUGCCUUGGCAUGCUGUGGGUUUUUAAUCAUGUUCAGAGAGUUUCAAGUAUUUCUCGACUUGAAGAAUUUUGACGUCGACACGUUUAUUACCGGGUAUAUUUGUGUCCCGGUGUUUUUGGUUAUCUUUGUGUCGUUCAAGUUUUAUUAUAAAACAAAGUUCAUCAAAGCAGAAGAUGCGGAUUUGUUCUUCUAUAAAGAUUGUGUUGAUAGGUCUGAAGAGCAGUACAUCAAUGAAGAGGUCAACAUGUACAGCUUGAGGGAGAAGACAUUUUUCUUGAAGAGAUGGUACUAUAAACUCUUGGUGUGA